UCUGUCAGUCAACAAACAUGGGAUAGCGGAAUUAGCCUGACAAGUAUGAUGCCUUUCUCUAGAAGGCGUGAAUCAAUCGUUCGCGGGCAUUCUAUGAACAUAGAGGCACCCAUAACUAAGGUCAUUAACAUCAUCAAUGCAGCUCAGGAGAACUCACCACUGUCUGUAGCCCAGGCCCUGGACAAAGUGCUGGAGAUCCUCCAGACCAGCGAGCUUUACUCUCCCUUCCAGCAUCAGGAAAUUAGCACUGAUGAUGACCCAAUGGCUAAUGAUUUUGUGGAAGGGCUUAUGUCUCAAAAUGUGAAAAGAAAGCUGUCAGGCCAUGAUAUACAAAGAAUUUCCCAUCAUGGACAUGGCCACCAUCACAUUCCGUCCAUUCCUGCAUGCUCAAUGUCCCAAAUUCCAGAACCAAUCAUGAAAGUGCUCAAUCUGGACUCUACUUGGGAUUUUGAUAUUAUUACUCUUGAAACACUUACCAAUAAAAGGCCAUUGGUUCAUCUUGGUUUAAAGAUAUUCUCCCGUUUUGGAGCCUGUGAAUUACUCAACAUUACCGAAACUUGUCUGGUCAAUUGGUUACAGCUGAUUGAAAGUAACUACCAUGCUAACAACCACUACCACAACUCCACUCAUGCAGCUGAUGUGAUGCAUGCAACAGCAUAUUUUCUAGACAGGGAAAGGUCAAAGGAAAUAUUUGAUCAACAAGACCAAGUGGCAAGUCUAAUUGCUGCUGCUGUUCAUGAUGUUGAUCAUCCUGCAAGAACUAAUGCUUUUUUGAUAAAUGAAAAGCAUCAGCUGGCCAUUCUUUACAACGAUCAGGCUGUGCUAGAGAGUCAUCACGCCAGCAUGUGCUUCAGGCUGACUCAUAAAGAUCCAAGUGUUGACAUCUUUAAAAAUUUGAGCAGUGAGGAUUACAAAGUCAUGCGCCAGACAAUUAUAGACCAGGUUUUAGCAACAGACAUGAAGCAGCAUUUUGAACAUCUUUCCAAGUUUACAACCUCCAUUACUAAAAAUCUGCAAAAACUAGAGGGUGACAACACAGAUACAGAAGGCCAUGAAGCUGAUAUGAAUGCUGUGUUGUCUGACUUGUCCCUUCAUGAGAACCGAACCCUCAUCAAGAGGAUGAUGAUCAAAUGUGCUGAUGUUAGUAACCCACUCAGGCCACUAAAGCUGUGUAAGGAAUGGGCAUACAGAAUAGCUGAAGAAUACUGCCAGCAGACAGAUGAAGAAAAGUCGAAGGGACUACCUGUAGUUAUGGCACAGUUUGACAGAAAAACACUGAACAUACCCAAAUGUCAACUGGCAUUCAUUAAUCUUUUCAUUACCAGCAUGUUUGAUGCUUGGGAUAUUUACUGUGAUAUUCCUGAGUUGAUGCAGCAUCUACAAAUAAACUAUGACUUCUGGAAAGCACAGGAAGAACUAAAAGACAAAGAACAAGUUACUUCUCAAGGAAUGGACAAUAGUUAG
Candidula unifasciata is the source of this 1464-nucleotide messenger RNA. Lineage: Eukaryota; Metazoa; Mollusca; Gastropoda; Stylommatophora; Geomitridae. The record is from the annotation of a GenBank genome assembly.